AUGUCGCUUUUAUCUUUAACAUCUAUGUUCUCAGCAAAUCAGAAGAAAACUUGCGAUAAAGGAACACAAACAGAAUUCGAAUAUCAGUUACCAGAAAUCGAGAAAAUGCAAUCGAUUAUUAAAGAUCUCUGUUCCAAAAUAGAAACUUUAGAGAGUCAGCUGAAAACAAAGGCAUCUGAAACAUUAUCAAUGGAUUCUUUUGAGAAAGAUUCUGAUACCUCGAGUGAUUAUUCCAUUCGUCGUCGUAAACGCAAAAGAACCAGCACAAAAUCCUCAACAUUUGUCGAGUCAGACUUUGAAGAUAAAUCAGGCGUCAGGAAACAAUUUAAUUCCUCUGAUCCAGACUUUAAAAUUCAUAAAGAAGAAACACCACUAAAACGACUAUUGAAAGCAAAAGAUAUGAACAAACUUACGAGCAAUGGCGAAAUGGUUUCAUUAGGCGACGGAAAUGCAUUAGUACCGGCAAGAUUAAUUAAAUAUAUGGAUUGGUCGUCAUAUACCAAUGUCACCCGAAAAUUAUUGACUGCAGUAUUUUCUCGAAAAGUGCUAGCAACCCAUUCGUUAACCGGUAAACCGUCUCCGGCAUUUCCAAAUAAGCCUCCAAAGAAGAAAUUAGAUCCAGCACUGGUGUAUGACAUUGUACAGACUGUUGUUGAAAAGUGUAGUGUCCCAGAGAACGUUGUAAGAACAAGUAUAACCACGAAAUGUGCAGAUGAGAGUAAAAUGCUUCGGAGUCGUCAGAAAAAUCUCUCUAAAAAGAAAGCCGUAAAAAAAGAAAACAUAUCACCGUCAGAAGAUUCAGCAGAUGACUCUUAUUCGGAUUAGAAGUUUAUAUAAAGGCUUUAUUAAGAAUAGAUUGGAGUAAAACUAACAAGAAAUGAAAUUGGCAAAAAAGAAGUAUUAAAAUUUAUUUUAUUUGUGAUAAAAUUAGUAAACUGUGAUAAUUUAAAAUGCAAAAGCGACAUUUUAUACGUUUCUUAUCUUUUUAUUAGUGUAAUAUUGGUGCUAACAA
This is a messenger RNA of Leptidea sinapis, 1012 nucleotides long. Its product is annotated as protein insensitive-like. Gene Ontology annotation, biological process: negative regulation of Notch signaling pathway; positive regulation of neuron differentiation. The record is from RefSeq and is a predicted model, not a curated record. Lineage: Eukaryota; Metazoa; Arthropoda; Insecta; Lepidoptera; Pieridae. Gene Ontology annotation, molecular function: transcription corepressor activity; DNA binding. The transcript has 7 exons. Gene Ontology annotation, cellular component: nucleus. Bases 1 to 825 code for a protein of 274 amino acids.